Dioscorea cayenensis subsp. rotundata (Guinea yam) is the source of this 3374-nucleotide messenger RNA. RefSeq names its product receptor protein-tyrosine kinase CEPR1-like. The record is from RefSeq and is a predicted model, not a curated record. Gene Ontology annotation, biological process: protein phosphorylation. Gene Ontology annotation, molecular function: protein kinase activity; ATP binding; receptor serine/threonine kinase binding. Lineage: Eukaryota; Viridiplantae; Streptophyta; Magnoliopsida; Dioscoreales; Dioscoreaceae.
CUCACACCCACACUAACCUCAACCUCCAUGGCUUCUUCUUCUUCUCUCCUUAUCCUCCUCCUCCUCCCUACCUUCUUCUUCUUCCCUUUCCUCUCCCUCCAAUCCAACAACAACAACAACAACCAAUCCACCUUCAUCUCCCUCAUCAAACACUCUCUCUCCAGUUCCUUCUUCUCCACCUGGCUCCUUCCUUGCAAUGAAUUCAAACCCAACUGUUUCUGUGACUUUCCGGGCAUCACAUGUGAUGAUCUUGAUUUUGUUUCAAUGUUAAACCUCUCUUCCCGCUCCCUCGCCGGAGACUUUCCUCCCGGCAUCUGCUCCUACUUACCCAAACUCCGCACUCUCCGUCUAGAUAACAAUCAUAUCCAUAAUGGUUUUCCAAUUGACGUCCUCAACUGCUCCUUCUUGGAAGAACUCAACAUGUCUUACUCAAGCCUCACCGGAACUUUACCUGACUUCUCACCUCUCCGGUACUCCCUCCGCUCUCUUGACCUCUCCAACAAUUUCUUUUCCGGUGACUUUCCCACGUCUGUCACUAAUCUUUCCAAUAUAGAAGUCCUCAACCUCAACCAAAACCCGGGUUUCGACGUUUGGAGGUUGCCGGAAUCGAUCUCGAUGUUAUCCAAGCUGAGAAUUUUGAUCCUCUCCACCACUUCUUUGAGAGGAGACAUCCCGCCGUGGAUCGGAAACAUGACGUCACUCACCGACCUUGAGCUGAGCGGUAAUCUCCUCACCGGUAGCAUUCCGGCAACUCUUGGCAAGCUUCACAACCUUCAGUUUCUUGAACUCUACUACAACCGCCUCACCGGAGUUAUCCCUGAGGAACUUGGCAACUUGUCCAAGCUUAUUGAUAUAGACUUAUCGGUGAAUCAGUUAACCGGCGAGAUACCGGAGAAGCUAUGUGAGCUGCCGGAGCUUCAGGUCUUACAGCUUUACAGCAACAAACUCACCGGAGAAAUACCAAUGGAGCUCAGUAACUCAACUACACUCACAAUGCUAUCAAUAUACCGGAACUCGCUAUCCGGUAGAGUGCCUCCGAUGCUCGGAAAGUUCUCGGGACUUAUCGUGCUUGAGCUUUCGGAGAACCAGUUUUCCGGUGAGCUUCCUGCUGAGACUUGUGCCGGAGGACAGCUUCUUUACUUCCUGACACUUGGAAACUUCUUUUCCGGCACUUUGCCGGAGUCUUUAGGAUCUUGCCUUAGUCUCAUUAGAUUCAGAGUGAAUGACAAUCACCUCACUGGCACCAUUCCUGAAUCCAUCUUUGGUCUACCGCAUGCCUCCAUUAUUGAUCUUGGCUUCAAUCAACUCCAUGGUUCUAUUCCAAAAAGCAUUGCUGGUGCCAAGAAUUUGACUGGAUUGUUCUUGCAAAACAAUCAGAUUUCAGGUGCAAUUCAGUUGAGAUUUCUUUUGGCUUCUGGAUUGGUGAAGAUUGAUCUUAGUAACAACAAGUUGUCUGGACCCAUCCCUGAAGAAAUCUCAAGUUUGAGUAAACUCAAUCAGCUGUCAUUGCAAGGCAACAUGCUUGAUUCACCAAUUCCUUCUUCACUCUCCUCCCUCAAGUCCCUCAAUGUACUCAAUCUUUCCAACAGCCUCUCUGGUGAGAUUCCGGAAAGCCUGUGUCAGCUUCUUCCAAAUUCUUUGGACUUCUCGAAUAAUCGGCUUUCCGGCCAGGUCCCGGUGCCUCUGCUUAAGGAAGGUUUGAUAGAGAGUGUUUCCGGUAACCCAGGUUUAUGUGCUCCUGUCCAUCUCAAUGUCACAAGUGAUCAACUUCUUCUUCCUCUUUGCCCGCAACCGAGCUUGCGGAAGCGUCUCAACAAUGUUUGGAUCAUCGGUCUCUGCUUGAUGCUAUCGGUGUUUGGAAUUUUACUCCUGGCAAAGAAAUGGAUUAGCAAGCGGAACCAACAAGAGGAACAAGAGGGUAUAUCUUCUUCCUCUUCUUUUUCUUAUGAUGUUACGAGCUUUCAUAAGCUUAGUUUCGAUCAACAUGAGAUUGUCGAGGCUUUGAUCGACAAGAACAUAGUCGGACACGGUGGUUCAGGAACCGUUUACAAGAUAGAGCUAAGCAACGGGGAAUGGGUGGCCGUAAAGAAGUUAUGGACUAGAAAGGCGAAAGAUGGUUCUUCCGAUCGCUUGUCCUUUGACAGGGAACUCCGGUCGGAGGUCGAAACUUUGGGGAGUAUUAGACACAAAAAUAUUGUCAAGCUCUAUUGUUGCUUUUCAAGUCUCGAUAGCAAUCUCCUCGUCUAUGAGUACAUGCCAAAUGGUAACCUUUGGGAUGCUCUACACAAUGAAUGGAACUUCUUGGAUUGGCCUACUCGACAUCGGAUUGCGCUCGGUAUAGCGCAAGGUCUUGCUUACCUUCACCACGAUCUCUUGUUUCCAAUUGUUCACCGUGACAUCAAAACAUCGAACAUUCUUCUAGACGCUUCAUUCGAGCCGAAGGUUGCUGAUUUCGGCAUUGCAAAAGUCUUGCAAGCAAGAGGCCAUGACUACGAUUCCACCACCACGGUUAUUGCUGGCACUUACGGCUACUUAGCUCCAGAAUACGCGUACACAUUCAAAGCGACAACAAAAUGCGACGUUUAUAGUUUCGGUGUUGUGUUGAUGGAGUUGAUCACGGGAAAAAAGCCGAGCGAGCCAGAGUUCGGCGAAAACAGAGACAUCAUUCAUUGGGUGUCAAGUAAGAUUGCAAACAAAGAAGGGGAAACAGAGGUGUUAGACAAGAGAUUAUCUUGGAGCCCUUUCAAGGAUGAAAUGAUUCAAGUUCUUAGGAUUGCAUUAAGAUGCACUUGCAGCAGCCCAACUCUGCGCCCAACCAUGAAUGAAGUUGUUCAACUCUUAAUUGAAGCUGAUCCAUUCAAGUCUGAUGCAAUUACCUCACCAUCAUCCAAGUUCAAGUCGGCGAAAAACCCGACGUAACUGCCGGCAUUCGAAAGUACGGAAUAUUUACUUUUGCGAUCCCAGAUCAAAGUACAAAAUACGAAAUACGAAAUAUGAAAUAUGCAAUAUGCAUUGACAAAACACAAGCCUGAACAAAUGAAGCUUCUUGUUGGUCUCUUUUGAGCAUAUGAAUUACAUCAUAGACUAAGCUAUAGAAAAGUUAAGGUAGUGUCCUUAUAGUUAUAAAAGACAGAGAGAUAGAUAUCUUAGUUUUGGAAUGUUCUUGCACUCUUUGUCUCUGUAGCAUCUGGUGCUUUGCUUUCAAGUGGAAAAAUAAAAAAGGCAUAUAACAAUUAUUAUUAGUAUUUUUUUUCUUUUUUUAGAGUAUUCUCCUCCACUAUAUAUAUAUAUAUAUAUAUUUUGUAUGAAGGUGAUAUAAAGAAAUAAAGAGUGACAAAUGUGAGAGUAUGAUUUGGCACUCCAAAAAAGGAGGU